GUCAAGUUGAGCUCUGAGUCGGCAGACGGAGUACUCACCUCGGAGGAUGUGCCUGUCACAGCUAGCCCUCACCCACAGACAGACAAAGACACACCGGUAGACUGUACCUGGGAGAUCUACACUGACCGGGGCAGGGAGAUCCAGCUCCGGUCCUCCCACCUGGACCUCCCCCGCCGUGCCCGCUGUGAGGACAACCAGGUGACUCUGUAUGAGCGGACCACCCUGGAUUCUGACGUCAGACAGCGCUACUGCAAGGCCCAGCGCCUGGAUGUGACGUCAGACAGUAACCGGGUGUUUGUGCGUCUGUUCAGCAGCAGCCCCGCCAACAAGCCGGACAUCAAACUGGUCUACUCUCUGGUCAGACGAGUUUCCACCGGAGAGAACCAGUCGUCCCAGAUCCCCCUCCACAUCAUCAUCCUGGGGGCGGUUGGCGGAGUGAUCCUGACAGCUGUGAGCGUGUCUCUGUGUGUCAUGUGUCACCUCCGCCGCAAGGAGGCGCACAAACGGCGGGAAGACACCAGGCACCAGGCGUCACAGAGGAACGCCUUAGAGAUGGCGGUGUGCAACAGCUCCAAUACCACGAUGUCUCUGUCACAGCAUGAUAGGACUGCUGCGCCCAGUGAGCGGAACCACCACAUGGGCUACCAGCGAGCCGCUCAGACUCCGCCCGGCAAGGGGAACAACCCACACCGGUACAGCAUGACGGGAGACGGUGACGUCAUCCCAGACCAGAUGACCGAGUCCGGCAACUACAAACGUUUCCUGGAGCUAGGCGUGCCGGGGGAGGAGAGUAAUGUCCAGCCGGGCUACCCGACCCACAUGUUGGGACUGACCACCCUGGAGUCUCACCUGUACCCCGGCUACACCACCAGCCCCCAGUGGCAGAACGAGGACAGCUACCCGUACGGGAGUCUCAACAGAACCACGCCGUUCCUUGGACUGUCCAAACCUCUGCCCUACUCGCCGGACGGGAAGUACCACAAGUCAGGCAAGAUCCCGGACAACGAAAUCACGCGUGAGCACAGCGCCACGUAAGAUCCCAGCCCUUGAGCUCACGACAUUAGCAGCACGUGUCACCGCCCUCUUGUACAGGACUUUGUAUUUAUGUGCUUCAUGGUUCUCCCUUCCUCAUGGGAAAUACAAGAACCUUUGCAGCCAUAUUUAUAGGGAGGCUAUCAUGUACAGCAGGGUGAAAGUAGGACUUCAACAACAACGGAACGUUUGUGGACAUGAGAGUUUACUGAUGCCAGUGGGAGAAGUUGGGACCCCCACUUUGACUCCUUCUUCUUUGCUCAACGUUUUAGAGGAAUUAACCAAUCAUUUUGUGACUGUAGGAUCGUAACUACGGCUUUUAUAAUAUUAUGUUUUGCUUUUCUCAGUUUAGUUUGGAAUGAUGCUUUAACUCCUUUCUAAAGCUAUCACACACUGCACUAACCAACUGAGAACUACGGCAGCUGCACGGGGAGAGAACGGUAAUCUGUGUGUGACGUAACCCACCAGUCACCUCAACGGACUCUGUGUAACACUGGUGCCGGGGUGAGGGCUGAUGCAUGAUUGUGGCCAUGUCAGUUCGCUCGAUUCUACGAGGUGAAAACGUUUCUUUGCGCAGGUCUUAAGUCGUUUGUCCCUCAACUGUUGCAGCCCGACCUGUCAGUUUAGCCACGAGCACACCACAAGCUGAAGUCGUCAAUGUAGCUUCGACAAACGUCAGACAUGGGUUCAUGUGUUGAGUCCCCGGAACUUGACAUUGUUUCAGAAUGUCACCAGGUACGCUGGGAUGAUGAUAGAUCGUAAAGU
Messenger RNA from Aplysia californica (California sea hare), 1797 nucleotides. RefSeq lists its product as uncharacterized. The record is from RefSeq and is a predicted model, not a curated record. Lineage: Eukaryota; Metazoa; Mollusca; Gastropoda; Aplysiida; Aplysiidae. Gene Ontology annotation, molecular function: protein binding.